UUCUGCAUUCUCAAUGGUAAUAGCUCAUGUGGCGGCUAUAUAGGCAAGCUUACAUAUGAAGUUGGUGUGUAAUAUAUACUAACAAGAGCAAUACCUCAAAUACAAAUGUGUACUUUCCAACAUCAAAGUUUUUGUGAGAAAGGAGUCCAGGAAGUACGUUGCAAAGAUUAACUAAUGCGAGCUCAAACUGUACCCUUUGAUCCACAAAGCUUAGAGCUUGUGCGAGCUACACACUAAGAGUUGGUUUGGUGCCUUAGAACCGAGUACCAGAUCAUUAAAAAAUACAAAACAUAGCUGAAAUGGUGAAAAAUGACAGUAGAUGGAAGGGAUAAGAUAAGUGGAACAGAGAACCUGAAAUCAUACAGAACGACCACAUAUGGCAUAAUCGAAAACCAUUGAUCACUUUUUUUUUUUUUAAAAAAAAAAAAAAAAAAAAAGAAAACCAUUGAUCACAAAUUUUCUAUCUUCUUAUAUAAAUAAAAAUUAAACCAUUGAUCACAAAUUUUCAAAGUGAGAUUUUUUUAAAAUUUAUUAAUUUAUAUUUGUUUUAAAAAAUUUAAAUAUAACAUAUAUAGACAAAUCGAUUUUUUCAUUAAUUGAUUAACUUAUUUAAAUAAUAAUAAUAUAACAAAAUGAUAGAGGAUGUAUAAAUUAUUGUCAAAUCUUUAUUAUUUAGAAUAAUUAAUUAUCAUAUAUAUUUUGAUUAGAUUAGGUAAUUCUGUAUGUUCGAUUUAAGGAAAUAAUGAAAAAAUAUUUUUAUAUUAAUAAUUAAUUAUAUAAUUAGUUUAAUGAAAAGCAUAUUAUCAUCUAUUGUCUUUCUUUAUUUAGAGGCUUUUCUUCACUCGUAUCAGUAAGAGUAUAAAACCCAUAAUUACUAAUCUUGGAAAUACGACUAUCUGAUACCAAUUAGCUCAUAUAAGUGUCUUUGUAAAUACUCAUUCCUAAUACCUUAUAUGCUUGCUUUUUGGUCAGAAAAUUGUAGUGUUUGGAAUAUAUUAUGAUACGAAUGUAUGGGCCUAAUGCCCAUUAGAAAAGUCUUAAAUAUCCGACCCGACCCGACUCGUUUUUUUUUUUUGUUACCGCCAUAUAAAACCCUAAUUCAAUUUUCUGCUCUGUUCUCCUUCUUCUCCCACAAGGUUGCCAUAAACCUUUCUCUUGUGCACUCUCCCUUCGAAUUUCAAAUUCGAUCGACUCAUUCCUGCCUGUAGACUUUGUUCUUUUGGUUUAUUUAACGCGAUGGAUCGCGAAAGCAUGUGCGACUCUGACGAUGACGACGAUAUCGGUGAAGAUCUUGAAGAGUUAAGACGCGCAUGUAUCGUCUCCGAUUCCAAUUCUGGCAGAGGGUUACCGUCUGAUUCUGAAAACGAAGACGACUUUGAUAUGCUUCGAAGAAUCAAAACUCAAUUAGCUUCGUCGCCGGAUCAUCCGAUGGGUUUAUCAUCCCUGCCUUCUGAUUCAGACAAUGAAGACGAUUUUGAGAUGCUUCGGAGUCUUAAGAGACAAUUGGCACUUCCCAUGGACCAAGAAGACGAAGAUGAUGAAACCCUUGUCGCUAUUUGUAAACGAUUCUCUUCUUAUGAAAACUCAGGUGUGGAAGGAACUUUGAUGAAUGAGUCUUCUCGCAAGCAGGUACAUGCCUCGUGUAAUGAACCUUCAAGCGAAAUAUUGAGUAGGUCUAACACUUGUGAAAGCUUUUCAGAGGAUGUAGAAGCUGUCAGCACUUCCACUGAGCCUCCUCUUGCCCUUGCUUCUGCGAGCUCAAGUACAUUCCAAGCGUUUGUGGACGCGAUCAGGAAGAACAGGUCGUAUCAGAAGUUUCUUCGAACAAAACUGGGAGAAAUCGAAGCGACGAUUGAGAAGAACGAGAAGCUUCAGAAAGACGUUAAGAUUAUUGAUGGUUUCGCGGUUUCUUGCAAGAGAAGGAUGAAGCAGCAGGCGUUUUCUCAGGGUAAAGAUCCACGUUUUGAGUUAAUCUCAACACGAAAGCUUAAAACUCAUGAUAGCUCUGAGGGUAAUGAUAAAGAGACGUUGGGUCCAUUAGAAAAUCCUUGUGUUGCAAGUUAUAGGAUGGCACUAGAGGAGUAUCCAGUUUCAGUGUGUCGCAGAAAUUGGUCUGCUAAGGAGAACGAAGAUCUUGCAAAAGGUCUCAAACAACAGCUUCAAGAAGCACUGAUUCAUGAAGCUACUGAACGGUCCAGUGACUUGGAAGGGUGUUCAGAUGAUAUAGACACCAUUCUUGAAUCAGUGAGUAAUCUUGAGAUCACACCAGAAAUGAUUAGGCAGUUUCUUCUGAAAGUUAAUUGGGAUCAGUUGGAUAUCAAGAACCGUUCUGCUGCAGAAUGUGAAGCCCGGUGGAUGAGCUCGGAAGAUCCAUUGAUCAACCAAGGUCCGUGGACUGCAGCAGAGGACGAUUACAUACGCUUAGUAACCCAAAACAAGAGUGUUACCGAUUGGCUUGACGUUGCGGUAUCACUAGGCACAAAUAGGACCCCGUUUCAAUGUUUGGCUCGAUAUCAGAGAAGCUUGAAUACAGACAUACUGAGAAGAGAGUGGACUCCAGAAGAAGAUGACCAACUCCGUAACGCAGUAGGCUUGUUUGGCGAGAAAGACUGGCAAUCUGUUGCUAAUGAAAUAGAAGGAAGAACUGGCACUCAGUGCUCUAACAGAUGGAAUAAGUCGCUUGUCCCAAGCAGGAAGAGGGUAGGGAAAUCAAAUUCAAAGGAGGCCAAGUGGAGCUCAGAGGAAGACAAACGUCUGAGAGUAGCUUUGACAUUCUUUGGAGCUAAAAAUUACAAUAAAAUUGCUCAGUUUGUUCCUGGAAGGACACAGUCUCAGUGUCGAGCGAGAUGGAAAGAUUCUUUAGAUCCCAGACUAAACUUUGGGAGCUGGACCGAGGAAGAGGUUACAAAGUACAAUGAAGCAGUUAAAGAACAUGGUGAUAGUAACUGGUCCAAAGUCGCUUCACAUGUUUAUUCUCGUACUAGCAAGCAGUGCUCAAGGAGAUGGGAGACCUUAAACCCUCACCUAAAGCUUCUUAAGAAAGAAGCUUUGAGGUUAAGAAGAGAAGCUACCAUAGGUAACUUUGUUGAUCGGGAAUCAGAGCGUCCUCUUCUUGUUGCAAGCGAUUUUUUGGCACUAGCUGAGAGAUCUUUCGAGCCAGAACCCGCACUGAAGAAGAAACGCAAAGCAAGACAGAAGAAGGCAGAUGCAGAAUGCGAGAGUGAAGCAGUUUGUGAUGAUACAGAGAGACAACCAAAGAGGAGGAGAAAAGGAUUAGAGAGAUGCUCAGGAGAUGGAAAGGAGAAGAAACAAAGACGAAAACGCAAAGCUGUUGCAGGAACAUCAUCAUCAGAUAACAGCACUGUGACCACCAACUGCUCCCAAGUCAAUGUUGGUAUAGAGAAGCUUAAGCCUAGGAGGAAAGUGUCUGCAGUAGUUCCCAUAGAGAAUCAAGAUGCACUAAACUAGGAUUUUUCCUUUGAUGCUCUUGAAAAUUUUGUAUGUACACUAGUCCAAA
Molecule: messenger RNA, 3517 nt
Organism: Brassica rapa (field mustard)
Lineage: Eukaryota; Viridiplantae; Streptophyta; Magnoliopsida; Brassicales; Brassicaceae
Product: myb-like protein L
Biological process (GO): snRNA transcription by RNA polymerase II; snRNA transcription by RNA polymerase III
Cellular component (GO): snRNA-activating protein complex
Molecular function (GO): RNA polymerase II cis-regulatory region sequence-specific DNA binding; RNA polymerase III type 3 promoter sequence-specific DNA binding
Source: RefSeq, a predicted model, not a curated record